Messenger RNA from Meloidogyne enterolobii, 925 nucleotides. The record is from the annotation of a GenBank genome assembly. NCBI's taxonomy places the organism in Eukaryota, Metazoa, Nematoda, Chromadorea, Rhabditida, Meloidogynidae.
UUUUGUUGCAAUUUAUUAUUAUUUUUUUUCAACAAAUUUAAAAAAAUUGAUGGAUUAUUCAAUAGAGGACAGAAAAAGAUUAAAAAGUUUAAAAACAAGUAAUGGGUUUUGUUUGUCCUUGCGACAUCUUCUUUACUUCCCUUUUGUUUUUCUUUCACAGUAUAUGGUGUCAGCAGCUGUUUAUGUAAAUUUAUCUGAUGGUUCCCCAAUAUUUGGGUCAUUUGUACAAGCAGCUACAGGAAAAUAUAUUUCUCAAUUUUUGGGUGUUCCUUUUGCUGAACCACCUAUUGGAAAACUGCGAUUUCGACGGCCUAUUCCGAAACGUCCUUGGCGGGAACAAUGGAAUGCUACUACUUUCCGUGACUCUUGUGUUCAAUCUCCAGAUACCUAUUUUGGUGAUUUUUAUGGGGCUACAAUGUGGAAUUCUAAUACACCCUGUUCUGAGGAUUGCCUUUAUUUAAAUAUUUAUGUUCCCGGUGAAAUUGAUCGAGAAAAACGUUUGCCUGUUCUUUUUUGGAUUUAUGGAGGUGGAUUUUGGAGUGGGACGGCUUCUCUUGAUGUUUAUGAUGGGAAAAUAUUUGCGGGGGAAGAAAAUGUAAUUAUUGUAACUGUAAAUUAUCGUGUUACUGUAUUUGGUUUUCUCUAUUUGGGUAGAGAAGAAGCUCCAGGCAAUAUGGGUUUAUGGGAUCAGCUACUUGCUUUAAAAUGGGUAUAUAAAAAUAUACAAGGUUUUUAAAGAUAAAUAUAGUUAAACCUCUAUUUAACGUAAAACCUCUAUAUUACAGACUUUUAUUUAAUAAAAACGGAAAGUGAAAAUAUUUGAGUGAAGGGCAAAGAGGUAAAAAAGGGCUGCAAAAACGGAGUCCAACAAAGAUGAAAAAGAGGGCGUAAAAAUUGGGGAAAAAUACGGUGAUUUUUAGAGGUU